AUGCAAGCUGCGUUACAAAAGGCUAAAAUUCGCAUGGAAUUGAUAGACAAACAGCUCGAGGUGGAUAUCGCAGAACUCGAAGAUGAAGAAUACAACUUAGACACGGAAAAACCUGAUGACUUCAUCGUUGAGAAAUGGUUAGAAUCGAGCUACAAAUCGCAAGAAAAAGAUAGCAUCGAACACCCGAGAGCACCAUCACCUGUGCCUCCCGCUCCUGCCAGCAAACAAACGGCCGCCGGGCCGCUCCCGGCCGCAAGCAGCCGGCCGACCGCCGAGUGCGCUGCGCCGGCGCCGCCGCCGCAGGCUCGAGAAGGGAGUACUGAUGCAACACUGCAAAUGCUAACUGGUACUAUAAAAGAUCUGGCAGCCGCUGUGUGUGCUAAGGAAAAUCACGCCAACCUGCUCAGCCGCUUGAGUACACCACAAAAUCUGCCUGAGUUCAGCGGUGAUCCCAUCGAGUGGCUACAAUUCAAACAAGCAUACGACGAGUCGACUGAAGUUUGCGGUUUCAGUGCAAAAGAGAACUUAUGGCGGUUGCAUGAUAACAAGUGCGAGUUUUGCAAUUCUACUCAUCGACACAAGCUAACGGAUUGUAAACAAUUCAAGAAGGCGCUUAGAAAAACGAGAUGGCAAUACGUAAAACGCAAAGGAAUUUGCUAUAAAUGCCUAAUAUCCCGUCACACUCGAGACACCUGCCCGGCGCCCGCGUGCGACAAGGACAACUGCGGAGCAGCGCAUCACCGGUUGCUGCACUUUGAUAACAACAGUCGUAGUGAACGAAAUAACAUUAACGCUAGUGAAUCACAACAACAAUCUGUGGAAACUGUAACUCAUAUCAACGCUAGUGAGUGUCAAGUGUUGCUAAAAGUAGUGCCCGUGCGUAUACACGGACCUAACGGUAUAAUUAGUGCAUCGGCCUUGCUCGACGACGGCUCCACCGUCUCACUGAUCAGCAGUGAGCUGGCUGAGCGCGCGGGCUUGCGCGGCCGGCGCGAGACGAUGCGAGUCAGCGGCGCCUGGAGUAGUAACGAACUGGUUUGUGACGCGACCGUGACUAAUGUUCGUUUAUCAGAAAUUGUAUCUGGGGAUAAAAAUGAGCCGUUCGCUACACUCACGCCUUUAGGUUGGUGUAUUCACGGGGUUGAGCGUGUGCCGCAGACCAGGUCAAAUUUUGGACACGUCAACCUGUGCUUCUCAGCCCCCGCAAGUGUGCCCACCGAAGACGAGCUCAUACUACGGGACCUUCAGGAGCAGGACGAAUGGUUGAAUGGUCCAGUAUUUUUACUCAGUGGCAGCGAGUCGUGGCCGAGGGACGUGGUAGGUAAACCCGAUGCAGACGAAGUGAACUCUGCUAUUUGUAUGGCUAGCAAUGGCAACAACUACAUGUCGAGCGAGCCGCGGCGCAAGCGCGAGCUGCCAGCGCGACCCAACCACAUCCUGCUGUACACCAUCAUCAACCCGGCAUAUCCCAUCACUGUGACAGAUGAUGCAUACUCCAGAAUGGACCUUACGUACGAGUUGUAA
Molecule: messenger RNA, 1524 nt
Organism: Ostrinia furnacalis (Asian corn borer)
Lineage: Eukaryota; Metazoa; Arthropoda; Insecta; Lepidoptera; Crambidae
Exons: 6
Coding region: 1-1524 (507 amino acids)
Source: RefSeq, a predicted model, not a curated record